This is a messenger RNA of Rotaria sp. Silwood1, 2079 nucleotides long. Lineage: Eukaryota; Metazoa; Rotifera; Eurotatoria; Philodinida; Philodinidae. The record is from the annotation of a GenBank genome assembly.
AUGUCAAAAACUGACAGUAAUAUUGUACAAGAUUCAUUUAAAAAAAGACCAACUCUUCUUUCACGAGGUCAUGUAAAACAACGUUUUGUUAUAAUUAAUCAUGAUUGGUUUAUACCAGUAUCAUUUAUACGACGUUUAAGUUUGAAUAAUAGAGAAAAUGAACUUGAAAGUAUUUUAUUUCCUUAUGAUGAAACAUUUAAUUCAGAAUGGCAAUUAUAUAUUGAACAUCAAUUACAUCCAUCACGUAUACGUAUUGGUCUUAUGCUUUUAGAACCACAUGAUAGAUGUAUUCAUGCUGAUAUUAAAUUAGUAUUACUUACAACAAAUGAUAAUCAAAUUAUAAAAGAAAAUUUUUUUUCUAAACAUAAAUUUUUUCUUGGAAAAGGCGAAUCUAUCUCAUCAUAUAUUAAUGAACAUAUAUCACCAAAAAUUUUUUUUGAUAUUGAAGAUAAUCUUUAUGAAAAUAUAAUUAAUGGUAAACAACAUGGAAAUUUAUUCAAUAUAAAUGAUUGUACAAUUAUUGCUGAUGUAAGAUUUAUUAAUGAAUUUGAUAUUGAACCAAAACCAAAAACAUUUGAUUUUUCAAGACGUUUUACUGUUGAUUGGAAAUUAAUAAAAUUUCGUCAUAUUAUUGUACAAAUGAAUCAAUCGAAAUUAGCAACUGAUAAUAAUCGUCGUCUUCUUUCGGAUCGUUUUCAAUUUACUCAUUUUAAAAUAACUGAUGCUCUUGCAAAUAAAAAAUGGAAACUACAAAUUCAUUAUCCUCAAACAUCAUCAAUCAAUAAACAAACUCCUUUAUAUUUAACGUUAAAAUCUCUCAAUUCAAUAGAACCAAAUUAUGGUAAAUUUGAAAUCAUAUGUCAAAAUGAACAUCAUAUUCUUCGACGUUAUAUUGAAUCUAUAGAAAAUCUUACUGAUAAUUAUACUAUAGAAUUUUUUACACUUAAUGAAUUAUCAACAAAUAUUUAUCCAUAUAAACAAAAUUUUGAUAAAAAUAAUGGACGAGUUGUAAAUAUUGAUUAUAUUUUACUAUCUAUACAAAUUAUUCAACCAUUACAAGGUUUUGAUAUAUUAAAAAAAAUUAAACGUAUUAAUGAACCAACAAUAAUUUCAUUGAAUACUACAGGAAAAGUUCAUAAUAAAAAAGAAGAAAAAUCCUUAAAAUCAACUAGAGAACAACAUAAUAAGUCUACAGUUAUAGAACAUGAAAAACUUAAAAGUCCAAUUAAUCAAGACAAUACAAUAACAACAUGGAAUAAUACACGAAUGACAAAUCAGAUUUUACCACCAAUAAGAAUUUCAAAUAAUUCUUCGAUUCGUCUUCAAUCAUCAUCAUCAAGUAUACAAAGAUUACCAAAUAUAGGAGAAAAUCAUAUUCAAUCAUCAUAUUCCUGUAUGAAUAAAACAAUACAAUUAAAUAAACAAUCAUCAAUAAUUACAAGUGCUAAUACAACAAAAUCUUCAGAUUUAACUGAAAAUUUUACAUUUCUUACAAAUUUAUUUCAAUCAGGUCUUCAUUCAGAUAUAACAAUUUAUUAUCAUGAUUAUCAAUGGAAUUUACAUAAAAGUAUACUUUCAUCACGUUCAAUUUAUUUUAAUCAAUAUUUUUCAAAAUCAAAUAUAUCAAUAUUAAAUUUAUCCGAUGAUAAUGAAAUAUUAUCAUCAAUUAUACUUGAUAAAAUGUUUUUUUUUCUUUAUACAAAUCAAUAUAUAUUAGAAAAAUUAUCUCAUUUAUCAUUAUUUGAAACAAUUCAUUUAUUAUUUAAUUUAUCAAUUAAAUAUGGUAUUGAUACAUUAACAUAUAUUUGUUUACAAAAUAUGUGUAAUAUAGAUAAUUUAAAUAUAAAUAAUUCUUCAUAUAUUUUAAUUGCUUUUUAUCAAUCAAUAAAUGGUCCAUAUGAAAAAUAUCAUACAAAUGAAUAUUUAAUACAAAUAAAAAAUUUAAAACAAAUUAUAUUACGUUUUAUUCAAUUACAUUUACGAGAUGUUCUUCUUUCAUCACAAUGGAAAUUACUUGAAAAAAAUUAUCCAUAUCUUGUUCAUGAUGUUUUAGAAUUUAUUGUUUUUGAAAAAAUAUAA